AUGGAAUCCACCACGCCUUUCAAGGAGAGCUAUGAACUUGGAUACGCUCAAAUCCAACUGCGAAAUCUCACCUUUCCCUUCGCUCGUGACAAAGAACUGGCCGCUGUUGAUUGCCUAGCAGCCAUCUUCAAGGAAAGGUGUGAUCCGGAUGCCAUGGAAAACCAAAUUCCUGUCUUUGUGUCACCAAGUGAGCUUGCUCUUAUACUCACGCAAACACCAGGGAUCGAGUUGGAGACUUUGGCUCAUGGUCAGCCUCCUUUUCCGCGGCUAAAGCCGACUGGAAAUGUGCGUUGUUUACAUGGUAGACAACGUUAUGAAGCAGCCAUGCGGAAUUUCGGACCUGAAAAGUGGUGGAGUGUGCGAAUAUUUCGUAUACCGGAGGGAAGCGAUCCGGAGAUUUUGCUCUUACGUCACAUUGAUCAUAGCUCUCAUCAGAUGAAGCUUUCUGAUGGCGACGUAUUUCGCCAUGUCUUUGCAUGCCGACGAAUGCGCCAGCGUGAAAACGAGAAUUACUGGCACCUGCACUUGUCUAAAGACAAGAAAGGGGCUCUCAAGAGGAUACUGGAAGAUGAAGUAAUGUCUGAACUGUUGUACGAGUUAACGGAUUACCCUGGUCUUCGCAAUGGCUGGCAACUUGGCAACAUAGAUAAGCACUUUGCUGACAGGUGCCCUGAAGAAAUAUACAAUUAUCUGCGCCACAUCAAAGAGACCUGGAGAAAAAUUACCCUGAAUAAUUCGGAUGUACGUAUGGCAACUGAUAAUGAAACCGUCAAAGAGCUUACACUCCUAUGCCCGUCCGCAAGCUAUGCCGACAACGAUAAGGUACGGCUUCUCAUGCGAUCUGGAAAGCUUUUCGGCAGCAUUUCAGAUUCUCAUCUACGCGGACAAAUUGAGCAGCAGCUGCUCGGGAUAGGCGUAGUUAUUCCAAGCAUUGAGACCUUUCACGGCAACAUGAAGUAUUUGAGAGUUGGUAUGCGCAUACUCCGGGACCAUCUUCUGGAUGGUCGCCCACUGGGCAAACAUGAAACUGUGGCUCAAGCAAUGCAAGAAAUAUGGCAACCAAGGGAGACUUUGAUAGAAGAAGCGGAACAUCAAUUCUAUCCAAUAACUUGUUCCCCAAGCUUCUCUUUGGCUUUUCAGGCACUUUUUAUAUCGGCUUUGAGAAACUUUCCGCAUCUGUCUGCCGAAAGACCAAUUGUGCAGCAUGGGAUCCAGCCAAUCCAUGCAGGCACUGACGAGUCAACACUAAAGAGGUUUUUACUACACGCGCAAGCUCAAGGAUUUAAUUCUAGUACAAUUGAGUCUAAGUUGCGUUCUAUUUCGACUACUACUCUGCUACCUGUUCCCAACCAAAGCUUUCCCUGCAAAUCUCAAGAGAGUGUUGUAAAAAGGCGAUGUGGUCGACCCUUGACAUGCUCGUAUCGCUAUAUAGCAAACAAUUUAUUUCUGCCAAGAAUGCUCAGGGAGAACGAGAUUUGCUUGUACCCUAGCACUAUGUUUGUGCAAUGCGAUUUCAUGCGUUCCUUUUUUGCCGGGUUUCCUAAGGAGAACAGCGUCAUAGACCAAGACACGAUACUCAGAGCACAUGACCUACAUUUGAGCUCCACGAGCACUCCAGCAGCGUCCGUCGAAAUACAACAGCAAUCUGCGAUUACGGACCUUGAAGGAUUAGAUGUCUCAUACAGCCAAUUGGGCUCAGAUUCUGCCGUGAUUUCUGCCGCACAGUCUGCUCUGAAUCGAAGGCGUAUGCGGCAGCCACAAUCCGAAAGCCCGCGGUCCAUCCUCGUCCCGGAUGUUCAACAAGCAUCGUCUCCGAGCAAUUGUUCGUCGCUUGACUUGACGGAUUGUCCACUUAAUGAGGACGGUUCUACUCCCAGCUUCGGUACACCUCCCGGAAGAACUGUAACUACCUCUAUCGGCAGCCAAUUGACGCAAGAUUCAGCAACAACAGGUCGUACGAUGAUCUCACCGGGGGACAUAAUGGAGUACAUGAGAAUUGAUAAGGUUGGAAACAUGUAA
Metarhizium robertsii ARSEF 23 is the source of this 2019-nucleotide messenger RNA. RefSeq lists its product as uncharacterized. The transcript has a single exon. The coding region runs from base 1 to 2019 and encodes 672 amino acids. The record is from RefSeq and is a predicted model, not a curated record. Lineage: Eukaryota; Fungi; Ascomycota; Sordariomycetes; Hypocreales; Clavicipitaceae.